Messenger RNA from Cylicocyclus nassatus, 351 nucleotides. The record is from the annotation of a GenBank genome assembly. NCBI's taxonomy places the organism in Eukaryota, Metazoa, Nematoda, Chromadorea, Rhabditida, Strongylidae.
AUGCGGCCGUUCUUUUUGCUAUGCAUAGCUGUAGUCAUAGCAAGAACUUACCUUCCAUGCGAACUUCGACCAUGUCCUCCACCUGGUUUUUUUCCACCUACACCUGCACCUGGUUCUAUCGUGUUUGUAGUGCCCUCUAACACUACGACCACAAGGACUACUACCACUACUACUGCUACUACUACCAGAAGGACGACGACAACUCCACCAGUAGCAACGAUCAUAAUACCAAGGACUCUAGCGCCCCCAGGUUCCGUAAAUCCAUGGCAGCCAUAUGUAUGGCCUAGCGGAGGUCGCGUACCUGCUGGAGCAUGGCCAUGGCUAGUGACGGCUGCUCCCUAACAUUCCGAC